UUGUGAGAUCCUGAUCAUUUCUGACUUGGUGAAGUAUGUAUAUUUGGUGUUUAUAAUAUUUCUGCCUGUCUAGAUACAUUGCACUGCAUAUUUAAUUGCAUUCUGAACUGUGAUUGGUCUUUACUUGCUGACGUGUAUUUAAUGACGUUACUAUUUCCCCAUCAAUCAAUAGCAGGGUUAAUAACUUCUCAUUUGAACAGGAUUAUUAUACUCAUAACUGUAAUUAAACACCUCGAGAUGAGAUGCACAAGGGGCGCUGCAGUGACAUCUCUUGGCCUGUGGAAGAAGGGAAAUGAAUUGCACAAUAAUCCACUCGUGAUUUUCCAUGAACGAGAAUGAACGCCGCUGGUUUCAGAGACUGUAAGGCUUGGAGGUCAGAGGGUUUGUCAUUGUCCACCAACAGUAAUGAGGCCUGCAAACUAUAUGAUGCUCUACUGUCUCAGUAUGUGACCUGGCGUAAUGAUGAGACUCUGGGAGGAAUUGAAGGUUGCAUGUCAGCUGUCAGAGCUGCUGAUCCGGACUUUGUCAUGGGUCAUGUGAUCUCCACUGGGCUGGAGCUGGUGGGCACAGGAAGUUCGGUCCUGCGGGAUGAGAGACUGGCCAAUGCGGUGAGGAUGACGGUGGAGCUGGCAGACGUUCAGGAGCUCACACCCAGAGAGAGAAGUCACGUCAAAGCCAUGGAGCUCUUCUCCAGAGGAGCGCUGCACAAGGCCUGUGAGGUUUGGGAGGAUAUCCUGGUGGAACAUCCCACAGACUUGUUGGCUCUGAAGUUUGCCCAUGAUGGAUUCUUCUACCUGGGUGAACAGACUCAGAUGAGAGACUCCGUGGCCAGAGUUCUGCCACACUGGAAACCACAGAUGCCACUCUACAGUUAUCUGAAAGGGAUGUAUUCCUUCGGACUUCUCGAGACUCAUUUCUACGACGAAGCCGAAAAAGUUGCCAAAGAGAGCCUGUCUCUGACCCCUGAGGACGGCUGGUGCGUGCACUCGGUGGCUCACGUCCAUGAGAUGAAGGCCGAGGUGGACAAGGGACUGAAGUUCAUGUCCUCUACAGAGAGAGACUGGAGGGUUUGUGACAUGUUGGCGUGUCAUAAUUACUGGCACUGGGCGCUCUAUCACAUCGAGAAGGGAGAGUAUGAAGCAGCUCUGAAGAUUUAUGAUGAGCAGAUUUCUCGUCGGUGUGUGAAGUCUGGAGCCAUGCUGGACACCGUGGACUCUUGUUCACUGCUCUACAGACUCGAACUGGAGGGUGUGAGCGUGAAGGAGCGCUACCGGGAGUUGCUUCAGGUCACUCGGCCUCAUACAGAGGACCACACGCUACUCUUCAAUGACCUGCACUUCCUCAUGGUUUCUCUGGGCAGUAAGGAAGCGGCCACCACUCAGCGUCUGCUGGAGAGUCUGCAGGAACUCGCUAAAGAUCCAGGAGAGAAUCAUCAGCUCCAUAUAGCCGAGCGUGUUGGGUUGCCCAUGUGUCGGGCACUGCUGGAGUACGACCAGGGAAACUACAGUCAGGCCGUGGAGCUGCUGAAACCCAUCAGAUACCGUUUUAAAGAGAUCGGGGGCAGUGACGCACAGAGGGAUGUUUUCAAUCAGCUUCUUAUUCACGCUGCCAUGAAGUCAGGAGACAAACACCACCAAAGAUUUGCCAGAUGUGUGCUGAUAGAGAGAGACGCACUGCGGCUGAACUCCCCCCUUACAGACCGUCUGAUCCAGAGAGCUCACUCACUACACCUUUGAGUCCAUUCAUAUGCAGUUCAGCUGUUUAAUUACAAACCUCUUUCCUCACUAAACCACCUGCAGACAUCAGUCCCGGAGUGAAGCCUGCGAAGUGUGUUCAGUCCUCCAACAGUGUCUCCAGAUCCUGUGUCUCGUCCAGCUACGUCUCAAGAGAUGAGUCUGGUGUAGAUACACAUUAUUACAGGUCUACUAGUGUUUUAUCUUUUGAAGACUUGCAACACAUUACAAUGAUUGUUCAAUGCUGAGUGCAUCCAGACUUUAUGAAUGUGUAACAUUAACAAACAAUCCUGCGAGCUUUACCAUCAACCUUUCUUUAAAUAACAGAACUGAAUGUAAACACGGUGAAAUGAAGCUGAAUGAAGCAGAAUAAACCAUGUAUAAUUAAAGCAUCACGUGUGUGUGUGUGUGAGAGAGAGAGAGAGCGAGAGUGUGAAUGUGUGUGUGUGUGUGAGAGAGAGAGAGAGAGUGUGAAUGUGUGUGUGUGUGUGAGAGAGAGAGCGAGAGUGUGAAUGUGUGUGUGUGUGUGUGAGAGAGAGAGCGAGAGUGUGAAUGUGUGUGUGUGUGUGAGAGAGAGAGCGAGAGUGUGAAUAUGUGAGUGUAUAUAUGUGUGUGUGUGUGUGAGAGAGAGAGAGGCGAGAGUGUGAAUGUGUGUGUGUGUGAGAGAGAGAGAGCAAGCGUGAGUGUGUGUGUGUGUGUGUGUGAGAGAGAGAGAGAGCAAGCGUGAGUGUGUGUGAGUGUGAGAGAGAGAGCAAGCGAGAGUGUGUGUGUGUGUGUGUGUGUGUGUGUGUGUGUGUGAGAGAGAGAGCAAGCGUGUGUGAGUGUGAGAGAGAGAGCAAGCGAGUGUGUGUGUGUGAGAGAGAGAGAGAGCAAGUGUGUGUGUGU
Messenger RNA from Xyrauchen texanus (razorback sucker), 2618 nucleotides. RefSeq names its product tetratricopeptide repeat domain 38 (gene ttc38). Gene Ontology annotation, molecular function: protein binding. Lineage: Eukaryota; Metazoa; Chordata; Actinopteri; Cypriniformes; Catostomidae. The record is from RefSeq and is a predicted model, not a curated record. The transcript is spliced from 15 exons. The coding region runs from base 336 to 1736 and encodes 466 amino acids.